CGGCGGCGGCGGCGACACGCUUCUGCUCGCUCUCCUCUUGCGCGGCGCCCGAGGAAGUGAGCGAGCAACCUCCUCCAGAGCGCCCCGCUCGCCGAGGGAGCCCGUCCUCCCUCCCUCCUCCCCGGACCCGCGGGGCUGCGUGUGUGAGUGCGCGGUGGGGGUGCACGUCCCCCUUCCUUCGCCCCAGUGGAGCCCAAGGCCCGGCUGCCCGGAUUGGCCGGGGAGGGCCGCGAGCUCCGCCCGCUGUAGCCGUGCUGCCUGGCUGCUGGGAGGGGAAGAGGAGCGGGGCUGCGCUCCCUAGUCUGGAGCGGGAGAGCCUGGCAGCGGCGGCGGCGGCGGCGGCUGAGGAGCAGCCGGAGCCUGCUGGUCUGAGGAGUCCGCCCCGUAGCCCCCUUCGCUCUUGGUGCGCAAGGCAAGGGGGCGCCCCUUCCACCGAUCCAUGACCAUGGGCGACAAGAAGAGCCCGACCAGGCCAAAAAGGCAAGCAAAACCUGCAGCCGAUGAAGGCUUUUGGGAUUGUAGUGUCUGCACCUUUAGGAACAGUGCUGAAGCCUUUAAAUGCAGCAUAUGUGAUGUCAGGAAAGGCACCUCCACAAGGAAACCUAGGAUAAAUUCUCAGCUUGUUGCACAACAAGUUGCUCAGCAAUAUGCUACCCCACCACCUCCUAAAAAGGAGAAGAAAGAGAAGGUGGAAAAGCAGGAAGAGAAAAAGCCAGACAAAGAAAAAGAAAUUAGUCAAAGUGUUAUAAAGAAGAGUACCAACAAGAAGACUAAACCAAAGUCAGAUAUUGUGAAAGAUCCACCAAGUGAAGCAAACAGCAUACAGUCUGGGAAUACAACAACAAAGACCAGUGAUUCAAAUCACACCUCAAGGCCCAGACUGAAAAACGUGGACAGAAGUACCGCCCAGCAGCUGGCAGUCACAGUGGGAAAUGUCACAGUAAUUAUCACAGACUUUAAAGAAAAGACUCGCUCUUCUUCCACAUCAUCAUCCACAGUGACCUCCAGUGCAGGAUCAGAACAGCAGAAUCAGAGCAGCUCGGGAUCCGAGAGCACAGACAAGGGUUCGUCCCGCUCCUCUACGCCAAAGGGCGACAUGUCCGCAGUCAAUGACGAAUCUUUCUGAAAUUGCACAUGGAAUUGUGGGAAACUUAUGAAAUCAGGGUAUGAAAUUCAAAUACUCCACUUGUCCACUAGGCUGUAGUCAUCCAGGGACAGUUCCAGUGCCGCUUCCAUCUCUUCUGCUUCUUCUUGAGAUUCGACAUGUUUUUUGGACCUCUCCUCGUAACAGAUGACACCAGGAUCAUUUGUACUGGCUGUGGGCAUCUGGCCAGCAAGGAAUUUCGCACCCUGAAAAUAACUUUUUGACACUUAUGUAUUCCAUUGUUUUAUAUGAUUUUCCUAACAAUCAUUUAUAAUUGGAUGUGCUCUUGACUCUACUUUUUUAUAAAUCUGCUGUGCACAAUUUUUUCCAUGAACAUUGCAACCUUUUUGUUUGUUUUUUGGUGGGUGAGGAAAUGUGAGGUAAGUGGGAGGGAGAGGGCUGUAGGAGAGUUCUUUUAUUUAUUGCAUCCACAAACUCCAUCCUUGUUUUUUCAACAUAUCCUGUUUUGACUUCAG
Molecule: messenger RNA, 1620 nt
Organism: Gekko japonicus
Lineage: Eukaryota; Metazoa; Chordata; Lepidosauria; Squamata; Gekkonidae
Gene: RYBP
Product: RING1 and YY1 binding protein
Exons: 5
Coding region: 440-1126 (228 amino acids)
Biological process (GO): positive regulation of DNA-templated transcription
Cellular component (GO): nucleus
Molecular function (GO): DNA binding; transcription coregulator activity
Source: RefSeq, a predicted model, not a curated record